UUAUCAGAAACUGGCAGAGAACGAGAAGAGACGAGAGGAAAAUGGGAGACAGCAGGACAGGGCUCUGAAGGCUGAGGGGGCUCCAGACUCGGGUCAUCUUUACUUCGUGAAACUACUCCAGCGGGCACGCGCGCACACAUACACACUCACACAGAGUUCACGUAUACAGUAGAUGACUGAGGAUCGAACCACAGAUACGCCAUACACAAACAUUCAUAGACUACGUUACUAGAGGGUCACCCCAUUGUUUACGCGCGCACACAAAUUCAGAAACGCGGGACUAUAGUGUUCACACACACACAAAGACGCUGUGCCUUCCAGAGAAGAAUACGGCAGACACACACAGCACCACCUCUGCUCAUACAGGCUGUCGCUGGAUUAGCAGAGGUGUGUGCCCAGGUGUGUUUGUUUGAGGAGAGUAGGCGGCUGUUUUGUAAGUGGGGGGAAUUGGAGAGCACAGCAGUCAGAGACUAAAACGGACUGUACAGAACAGCAAAGAACAAUACAAAAAGUCAGCCUCGUCCGUGUCCCUUGUUCUCUGAGCGUCGGUGAGGGGCACCAGGGGACGUGUGUGUCUGGUCUCCUUCUCCUGUGUAAAGCCUACGAAAGAGAAAGAUGGUUCGGUGGUUCCAUAGAGAUUUGUCUGGUAUAGACGCAGAGACAAUCCUGAAGUCCAGAGGCGUCCAUGGCAGCUUUCUGGCCAGACCCAGCAAAAAGAACCAGGGAGAUUUCUCCCUUUCUGUCAGAGUUGGGGAAGCUGUGACCCACAUCAGGAUCCAGAACACGGGCGACUUUUACGACCUGUACGGUGGCGAGAAGUUUGCCACCCUCACAGAGCUGGUAGAGUACUACACGGCCGAUAACGGCAUUCUCCAGGACAAGGAUGGCACCAUCAUCGAGCUCAAGUAUCCGCUGAACAGCUCCGACCCGACCUCUGAGAGGUGGUACCACGGUCACCUGUCGGGCCCCAACGCAGAGAAGCUCCUGAGGGAGAGAGACGAGUCCGGAACCUUCCUGGUGCGCGAGUCGCUGUCCAAACCUGGAGACUUCGUCCUGUCAGCUCUCACGGAUGAGACGGCAAAAUCAGGAGGGGGCAAGAGGGUCUCUCACAUCAAAAUUAUGUGCCAGAAUGACCAGUACACGGUUGGUGGCACAGAGCUGUUUGACACCCUGGCCGACCUGGUGGAGCACUUCAAGAAGAAGGGCAUUGAGGAGGUGUCAGGUGCCUGGGUGCACCUCAGACAGCCGUACUACUCCACUCGAGUGAACGCGGCAGACAUCGACAGCAGAGUGAAGCUGCUGGACCAGACGGCAGAGGGGGAGUCCAUGGAGGGGGGGGCCGACAAGAAGAUCAAAGCGGGAUUCUGGGAAGAGUUUGACGCCCUGCAGAAGUUAGAGGCCAAGGCAAAGAAGAGCCGCGAUGAAGGGAUGAGGCCGGAGAACAAGAGCAAGAACCGCUACAAGAACAUCCUCCCCUUCGAUGAAACCCGGGUGAGACUAGAGUCAGGCGACCCUAACACUGUGGGCUCGGAUUACAUCAAUGCCAAUUUUGUAACGAACAAACUGCAUGAGCCUGGAUUUCAGAAGGCAUACAUAGCCUGCCAGGGGUGCCUUCUCAGCACCGUCAACGACUUCUGGCAGAUGAUGUGGCAGGAGGGGUCACGGGUCAUCGUCAUGACAACGAGGGAGGUUGAGAAGGGACGGAACAAGUGUGUGCCUUACUGGCCAGACAGUGGGACCAGAAAAGAGUUUGGGCGAUACCUGGUGUCGUCCGUCUCAGAGAGAGAUGCCACCGACUACAAGAUCCGCGUUGUGGAGAUGGCGCCUCUGGACCAGUCGGAGCAGGCGCGGACCAUCUGGCAGUACCAGUACCUGAGCUGGCCCGAUCACGGCGUGCCCCAGGAGCCCGGUGGGGUGCUCAGCUUCCUCACGCAGGUCAACUCCAAACAGAUGGAGUACCCAAAAGCCGGGCCCAUGAUCGUCCACUGCAGUGCCGGCAUCGGUCGCACUGGCACCAUCAUAGUGAUUGACAUCCUGAUUGAUAUCAUAGACACUAAAGGGCUGGAUAGUGACAUUGACAUCCAGAAGUGUAUCCAGAUGGUGAGGGAGCAGCGAUCGGGGAUGGUCCAGACUGAGGCCCAGUAUAAGUUUAUCUACCUGGCCGUGAGCCACUACAUCGAGGCCACCAAGACCAAGCUGCAGGCCUGCCAGGAAACAGAGACGGAGUAUGGGAACCUGAGGCCCCAGCACCCCAAGGCCUGCCGGAAGGUCUCCAAGCAUAAAGAAGACGUUUAUGAGAACCUAGGGGCCAAGGGAAAGAAAGAUGUCAAGAAGCAGAAAUCAGAAGACAAGAAGAGUGGAUCCGUGAGAAAAAGAUAAAAAAAAAUAAUAAUAUAGAAAAUAAAACAAUAGGUUUGUACAGCAAUGUUGAAAUCAAUUAGACUGGAUACAGUGUUUGAAUUUCCAAAUUUAGAUUUAAAUCAUUUAAGUCAUUACAUGAGCACAUUGCCAAUAACCAAGUGUGGGGCUUAGGGUGAAAGCAAGCCCAGAUCUCAGGUCACUUGGGAGCAGAUCUAGGCUGGCGUACGUCACCACAUCUGGACUAGUCUUCAGUCUUCUGUUGGUGUGGAACACUGUGGUACAUUUCAUUGUGAAUUAACUUAUAGAUGUUUCAAUAUUUUGGUUUGCUUUGCACCUUUCAUGGUUGGCUACUUGUAAGGGAAUAUAAUUAGACAUGUUCUGGCUACACACCUGACCAGUGAAGACUCCUUUUGAUACUGAUUUAAAGCAGAACAAAUAAAGAAAUGUUUCAUGUA
Molecule: messenger RNA, 2816 nt
Organism: Clupea harengus (Atlantic herring)
Lineage: Eukaryota; Metazoa; Chordata; Actinopteri; Clupeiformes; Clupeidae
Gene: ptpn6
Product: protein tyrosine phosphatase non-receptor type 6
Exons: 17
Coding region: 616-2379 (587 amino acids)
Biological process (GO): cell differentiation; mitotic cell cycle; intracellular signal transduction
Cellular component (GO): cytoplasm
Molecular function (GO): phosphotyrosine residue binding; non-membrane spanning protein tyrosine phosphatase activity
Source: RefSeq, a predicted model, not a curated record